UUACAUAAGAAGCUAAUUUUUUCGGUGGUAUCACAGCGUAGAAAAAGUCUGAUAUUACUACUAAUUACCAAAAUGAUACCAUUGACAAAUAAAGACAUAAAAACAAAAAUACAUGAGGGGUGUUGCCGUUUGUGUACUUGGCGUAAUGUUGCUAUAUUUGUCGCACUGCAUGGCGUUAUUUCAACUCUGUUGUUACCAUUAACGUUACGAGGUUCUAUUGGUGGUCAAUAUGGUAUGUUGAUAUCGAUCGGGAGGUCAAGACCGAAUAACGAAUUACUAUCUGUGACAGAUGUGCCUUUCGCUCAUGAGAUGUUUCUGAUAAGUCUGCUCUUUCUAGCACAUUUGAUAGGUUUUGUCAGUGUGAUUAAGAAAUCGAUGAUAGGCAUGGUAUUUUAUAUGCUAGUCCAUUUACCGGAGUUUACCUUUUCUUUUUUUUGGAUGAGAAGUGUAGGUGAAGGAACUAUCAAGUCUCAUGUUAUGUCACAAUAUUCAUUGGCUUGGUAUUGCGCCGUUUCUUGUGUUACCCAAUAUCUCUCUCUCUCGGCAAUAGCAGGUUAUGCAUUUUUUAUUGUUCCAAAGAAGAUCAACUGAGUGUGGAAUUACUAGGAUCAUGUUCAUUCAGCGAUCAUCUCUUACAACACA
Aphidius gifuensis is the source of this 642-nucleotide messenger RNA. RefSeq lists its product as uncharacterized. Bases 73 to 591 code for a protein of 172 amino acids. The record is from RefSeq and is a predicted model, not a curated record. NCBI's taxonomy places the organism in Eukaryota, Metazoa, Arthropoda, Insecta, Hymenoptera, Braconidae. The transcript has 5 exons.